AUGGCAGCGAUCAGACGUGUGGUGGGCAGUAGGUGGUUACUUCACUCUGAAUUUUUAAGAAUAUCAAUUUCUAGAUAUUUCAAGACCUCGAGCAGCUGCAGGACUGUCAUGCCUGCAUGGGUCAUUGAUAAAUAUGGAAGCAAUGACGUUCUGCGGUUCACCAAAAACGCCAGCUUCCCAGUCAUUAACUACCCAAAUGAGGUUAUUGUCAAGGUGUUUGCAGCUGGGCUGAAUCCAAUUGACAUCAGCAUGAGAGGUGGCUAUGGUGCUGCAACACUCUCCAUGAAGAGAGACCCUUUGAACAUUAAUCAGGCGGGCAGUGAAUUCCCACUCAUCCUUGGAAGGGACGUGUCUGGGGUUAUCAUGGAGUGUGGCCUGGAUGUGAAGUACUUCAAAGAAAGGGAUGAGGUAUGGGCUUCGAUACCACCAUGGAAGCGGGGCAGCCUGGCUGAGUUUGUUGUACUGAGUGCCAAUGAGGUUUCCCUCAAACCAAAGACACUAAGCCACACAGAGGCUGCAGCAAUCCCUUAUGUGGCGAACACAGCUUGGUCGGCACUUGUCAACACUGGAGGGCUCACCAAAGAUAACUGUGCUAAGAAACGUGUUCUGAUCCUUGGAGGGUCCGGGGGAGUGGGAACAUUUGCCAUCCAGAUGCUGAAAGCGUGGGGAGCCCACGUGACCGUAACAUGCUCCCAGAAUGCCACGCGUUUUGUAAGGGGACUCGGAGCGGACCACGUAGUGGAUUACACAGCCGGCCCUGUCGAAGUGCCACUCGCUGCUCUAGACAAGUUUGACCUGGUCCUGGAUAACAUUGGUGGCAGCACAGAACGUUGGGCGUUGGAUCUACUCAAGCCGUGGAGUGGCGCCAAGUACGUCACUCUAGUUACGCCCUUCCUCCAAAACACUGACACCCUGGGCAUUGCUGAUGGAAUGAUGCAGACCGCUGCCACUGUGGCCAGCAAGGCCCUCAAGCAUCUUGUUAAGGGGGUCCACUAUCGUUGGGGAUUUUUUGCACCAAGCGGUCCAGCAUUGGAUGAAAUAAGGGAGAUGGUAGAUGCAGGCCAGAUCCAUGCAGUUGUAGAAGAAACCUUCAGCUUUACACAGGUGCCUCAAGCCUUUGCCAAGGUGGAGAAAGGGCAUGCCCGAGGAAAGACUGUAGUCCAGAUCAACGAUGGAAGCAAACAAUGA
Molecule: messenger RNA, 1188 nt
Organism: Nerophis lumbriciformis (worm pipefish)
Lineage: Eukaryota; Metazoa; Chordata; Actinopteri; Syngnathiformes; Syngnathidae
Source: RefSeq, a predicted model, not a curated record